AUGUCUCCCUUGGAUGGCAAUGCGUGGGCCAUCAAGAAGGCCCGUGAAAAAGCACUGCAAGAGCAACAAGGAAACGGCGAUAGCAGAACUAGCACAGAGACUGCAAAAGUCAACCAAAUAGCCACCUCAAUAAAGACUUCCAUCACUACCACGUUCACUGGCACCACGCUCGCAUCGUCGUUGAAAAAGCCGAGCAACUUUGGGAAGCUGAACCUUGACGGCGAGCUCGCCAUCCCCAUGCCCAAACCCAAGCGUGUUCGCAUCUCCGAUGAAGCACCGUCCAUCUCGUUUCCGAGCACCCCAGGCACAGACGACGAGCCAUUUACCCCGAAGGCGAAACGUUCUUUCACUGACCCCAUUCGACGUUUCAAGAAAUCCGAGAAGGCAAAGGGCGAUCCUGGGCCCGAGUUCAGUUACUGGGAGCCCGAAGAUAGGCAAACUGUCCUGCAGAUGGUGCGCGCCAAGAUACUGCGGUCCAAACUGUCCUUCAAAGACUUACACUUGCUGGGACACAAACCACCUGCCGACCCCUCGCACUGGGUCAGAGUGGAAGAUUAUCUCGACGAGGUCAGCCCCGGAUGGCGCAAAGAUAUCGAGGAGGGAAUCGCAAAGGCGAAUGGGACCUGGCGUCCUCCACCUGAGGUGAAGACUCCACCGAACCCCAAAUAUCCCAAUCUGGGUAUCUGGAGAGCUCAAUACCCCAAAAACCACAAACCGUGCACAUGGACAGGCCCCACUCGUGAGAGUAAUCCCUCCACCUUGCAAUCAUCAUCUGGUGGUAUCGACGGCAGCCCGCAGGCCGAACAGUCUCACGUGGAUAGUAGUCAAAGUAUGACCGGCCAGGCUGCUGAAUAUGUACCGCCGAUGAUCAAUAAGCCGAGUGAACGAUAUCAGGUAGUUACCACCCAGCAACACAGAACCAGCACGGUUGCUCAGUACAAGCCCGUGGUAGUCGAUGGGUCAAUCAACGUGUCCGCCCACCAGUUCAAGGUGGUAAGCAUUUGCGAUCCUGAGCCCAGUAAGCCGGCUGAGUACAAAUCGCUCGUCAUUGAUGGAUCGAAGGCAAUGAAUGGCCGUCAUUCCAGAAACACUUCAGCUGCAACAAAUCGACAGAACCCCUGCGACAAGUCCGAGUAUAAACCACUCGUCGUUGAUGGGUCGAAGAGAAUGAACGGUCAUCAUUCCAGAAACACUUCAGUUGCAACGAUUCGACAAUCUGAAAGCGACAAGCGUGAAUACAAGCCGCUCAUCAUUGACGGGUCGAAGAGAGCUUCCGUCCUCCCGUCCAGUGAAGGAAUCGAAGCCAAGACUCGACAGCGUCAGUCCACGAGGCUUGAAUAUGAGUCGCUCAUCAUCGACGGGUCGAAAGGAGUUGCAGUGCGUCCCUCAAGUUGCGAGCCUGCGCAAUCCUACUCGCCUUCAUUAUACGGAAUCUCACGUGCAUCCUCUCCUUUCGAAUUGGACCUCAGAGAUCUUGAACACCCACAAAGUCACACUGAGACAGAGGCAUGUCGUACUCGCCAGCCGGUACGAUACAGUGUGUUGAGCCCUCACAUUGCGCUCGCCGAGGAUGAUUCCACGGCAGCUUCAGACACUUCAUUGUACCCAAACCCGCUAUUUGGUGGUCAAGGAAGCGAGUACUUCGGCAUGCAAAUACAGGACUGUCAUGACCCCGACAUCGUCACUCGCGGUGGUUACGCCCCUGCCCCGCCAGAUCCCCAGUACCAGAACACAGUGUCGAUAGGAAACCAGCUCGCCUCGCACAUGGCGGAAAUGCAUUAUCAUGUCGAUAAGGCUGCCAGUAGACUCAACAAGUCGUUCGAAGAUAACAAGAACUGGAACCUGGACCGUAUGAUGAAGCAGGUGGAUGAGAUGUCAGACAUCGCUCGGUUGAUCAACUCUAAGACGAUCAUGCAGGCUGAGAUACUCAGUCAAACUCAGCGGAUGGUGAAGGACAUGAACGCACAGGUAGAUUCCGUGCGACAAGAAGUGCGGGCCAUGGAGUCCAGGCUCAGUACCCUGGUUCGUGAUGAGGUUCGGAAGUUGACAAUGGAGAUACACGGUCUAAAGAUCAACACUGACGGUCCCCACAGCCCAGUACAGGAAGGAAAACCCUGUACUGGGCUGCAGGGCCCAGAUGAUGUCAAAUCUGGUCUUAGCGAGUCAAGAAGAGGUUCGAUGAGAAGAAGGGCUCGUCUUAGUGGGAGAAGUGUGUUGAAGUUGGAGUUGCAAGCGACAAAGCCAACAAUUAGGGAGGAGAAGCAGGAGGGAGAGAAGCAGGAGGAGGGAAAAAAUGAGGAAGAGUUUCAGGAGAGAAAGCAGGACGAGGGGAAGCAAAAGGAAAGCUUGACCGUGUUAGGAAGCGCAGAGCCUGUGAAUAUCGGCACAGCGACACGAACCAGCAGCCAGGAGAUUCCGCGGCUUUCCGGAGACCUGCUUGUCGAGAAAGUGAGUGAAUGCACUCUGGAGAAGCGUGUUAAACGGGAUGUGGUGCAGGAGUCAAACAAAGCGUUGGCUAGUUCUCCUUCCACCGGUCAUUCCAACGGCGAAGCCGUGAACCCUGCCGACUAUCCCAAUCUGGAACCUCACAUUGCCGCAACAAUGAGACGACCGGACCUUAAAGAGAUCUGGGGGUUUGCUCGUUCUCGCAAUGCUGACGCCAAUGCUACUACGGAGAGCAACGCACUUAAGCGCAGGCCUCAGAUCAAGAUAAAGACUGAGCCAGCUGCGAAGGACGUCAAAUCUGACCAUUCGGCAACGCCUGUGCAAGAAGCUUCUCCAUCACCUUCUGCACAAGGGAUCCCUCCAUCUCCGCCUGCGCAAGAGACACCCCCAACCCCGUCUGCGCCAAAAACUCCUUCAUCAGCACAUUCUCGACAAACUCUUAUCAAAGAUCCGCGAGACAUCCACCCAGCACUCCGCAGCUCUGGCGAGCGUCAACUUGUUCAGGCCAUUGAUGAACACAUGAAGAUCAACCCUCUUGCUCAUUGGGAGGACAUCAUGCAGAUGGGCGAGAACCUUCCUCGCCCGGAUUCGCACAGCCCAAUCGAUGAUCCGAAUGUUGUCGGCGGCAGUAAAUUCGGGAACCAGUACCUCAAAGCAAUUGAGAGACUUCGUGCAGAAAACGCUACUCGUCCAGAGCCCCUCAGCGCCCCGCCGGUGCUUGACACAGAUCACUCUCGGACUGGAGCAGAUGUGAUGACGCCUGCUGCUCUCUAUUACUCGGAAAAGUGGACCUCAAGCAGAUACCACAGUUAUCUGACCGACUACCCUCCAGGCCUGAAAGCCAAGUUGCAGCAGGGACCCAGACCGAGCAAAAGCGCCAGACUCCUGGAUCUGGACUACAGCCCUGAGGUCAUGGAGUACGGGUCCAAAGUUCACACACCGACGGGCGACUUGAGGGAACUGGAGACCGAACCAAAGGGGCCGCCUUCCAGCGUCAAGACAACGAGAAGCGCCCCAGAGAAGAUAGAGAGCGCACCUCCAGCACCCAAUCUCAGGGCCACGAAGAGUGUUCUGGAGAAGAAAAAAAGGUUCUCUCCUAAAGCACCCAGCCUCAAAGCCAAGAAAAGCGUCCCGGAGAAGCUGAAGAUCACACCUGAAGCAUCCAGGGUUACGCCCACGCCGGCCUUCACAGAGAGGAAGGAAAUCGCACCGCCAUUACCCCAUGCAAACAAGGCUCCGGUGGGCAUGAUGGAGAGACGAGAAGUUACACCCACAACGCGCAAGAUCGAACGGACCCCGUCGGGCCGAUGGGAGCGGAUGGACGUCGCCACCACCUUCCGGAGCUACUGCGAUCCCCACGGCAUCGCCGAUGUCAUCCCUGACUAUCGUCCGGGCAUGUUUGACAACGAUCCGUACGCGGUUAUCACUGCGCCCAAGCCUCCCAGGAUGCCCGUGGAGCUUCCGCCGCCAAAGGACCUGCCUCCCUUCCUGCAGGCUUACCACGAUGGCCUUGUCAAGACGGAGGACGCACCCCACAUGGAUCAGGCUAGAGGCAAGCGUAACCGCGAUGCAUCUAUCUAUGUGCCCGAAGACGAUGAUUUGGUCUGA
Molecule: messenger RNA, 4053 nt
Organism: Aspergillus homomorphus CBS 101889
Lineage: Eukaryota; Fungi; Ascomycota; Eurotiomycetes; Eurotiales; Aspergillaceae
Exons: 2
Coding region: 1-4053 (1350 amino acids)
Source: RefSeq, a predicted model, not a curated record